GCAGGCGGAAGUGUGAUGGAAAACAUGGCGGCGUCCUAUGUACACACAUUUAGGGCAAACUAACUACAGGGACAGACAUUUGCCAAAGCCCGCACUGACACUGGAGACAUGUCGCAGUGAGCUGACGCUGCUGUUCGGAUGUGGCUGCUGGGCAGGACCGCGGCGCUCCGCUGCCUGCAGGCCGGCGGGAGGCAGCGGCCGCCCCGCAGACUCUCCUCCUCCGGACCCCCCUGGAGGCUGCUGUUCUUCGGGUCAGACCACUUCGCUGUGGAGUCUCUGAAACUGCUCUCAUCCAACAGGAGCUCCAGUGGGGGGGUGGUGGAGUCCCUUGAGGUUGUGGCUCUGCCGGGGGACGUCCCGGUGAAGAGGUUCGCUCUGCAGAACCAGCUCCCAGUCCACAGCUGGCCCCCCCACUCUGUGGAAGGACAGUUUGAUGUGGGGGUGGUGGUGUCCUUCGGAUGUUUGCUCCCCGAGAAGCUCAUCAACAAGUUCCCACAUGGGAUUCUGAAUGUUCACCCCAGCCUGCUGCCCAGGUGGAGGGGUCCGGCCCCCAUCUUCCACACCAUCCUGCAUGGUGACUCUGUGACGGGGGUCUCCAUCAUCCAGAUCCGCCCUCACAGGUUUGAUGUGGGCCCCAUCCUCCAGCAGGAGCUCCAUCAGGUCCCUGAAGGCUGCACUGCAGACCAGCUGGAAGCCGCCCUUUCCACUAAAGGAGCGCACCUGCUGGUUGAUACACUGAUGACUCUGUCUGAGAGAAUAGCUCAGAAAAAAGAGCAAAGCCGGACCGGAGGAACAUUUGCCCCAAAAAUCAAUACCUCCAUGAGCUGGGUGGAGUGGGAGGAGCAGACCUGUGAUCAGAUCAAUCGUCUCUACCGCGCCAUCGGCUGCAGGACUCCUCUGAGGACCACCUGGAUGGGCAGGACGAUAAAACUCCUGGAUUUUGUAGGAAGAUGUCAUAUUUCAUUAUUAGAUGAGAGGAGCAGAGUGGCCCACGGCUCAGUGAGCUAUCAGAAGGAGUCCGACACACUGGCUGUGUGCUGUAAGGAUGGCUGGGUGGGAUUCAGGUCUGUGGUCCUGAAGAAGAGGCUGACGGCAGGAGACUUCUAUAAUGGCUACCUGCACCAGACCCUGCAUAGGAAGUCAGAGUGUGACAUCACAAAAGGACUGUUUGUCAGCAGGAAACACGGAGGAGAAGCAAAGGACCUGAGAGAGAACUCUACGUCAUGAUGUUUCCUCUUUGAUAUGAACUCUGCAGAUGCCGUCAGCUGCUGGGAAUUAUUAAUGUGCUACUCUGUCUGUUUUAAGACAUCUGCAGGUACAGUAUGACUGUAUCUGAACCUUGCUUUUAUUGUAAUAAAUGAAAUCGCUGCUGACUUAUCAGGUUCAAACAGGAACUGUUUAUUUCUAUUAAAACUAAGACGGAGAACAUAUGUCACUUCAAACAUGAGCAUUGUGAGCAUGUUAGUUUGUUGAUGUUAUCAUUUAGCCCACAACCGAAGUGCAGCUUCACAGAGAUGUUGGACGGCUGGAGACGCACAUCAGGUUAACAUGAAUUAACACUGAUACAGACUACAUUUUGUAUAAGUAUAUAUUUAUGUCUGCCUUCUUUGAUUGGCUUCAAAAGUGAAUUGUUAAUUGGUCUAAUGAUGUAAUCACUUGAGUUUUGAAUAUUAAAUACAAUGUUCAGAA
Molecule: messenger RNA, 1689 nt
Organism: Eleginops maclovinus (Patagonian blennie)
Lineage: Eukaryota; Metazoa; Chordata; Actinopteri; Perciformes; Eleginopidae
Gene: mtfmt
Product: mitochondrial methionyl-tRNA formyltransferase
Exons: 9
Coding region: 139-1227 (362 amino acids)
Biological process (GO): conversion of methionyl-tRNA to N-formyl-methionyl-tRNA; biosynthetic process
Cellular component (GO): mitochondrion
Molecular function (GO): methionyl-tRNA formyltransferase activity
Source: RefSeq, a predicted model, not a curated record